CAGGCAGCUGCGGGGCGGUCGCCGGCGCGGAGCUCCGCGUCCCCCGGCGGCGGGGGGCCGCUCCCCGCCCCAUCGCGUCCCGGCCGGCGAAGGAGCAGCCCAGCCGCCCGCACCGCCUUGCAGCCAGCCCCGCAGGUUCGCACCCUGGGCCCGGGUGCCGUCCCCGCAGGUUUCUCAAGUCAAACAAGAAGGGAUCUUGUUGGACAAGAAGAGCAGAAGGGAAAAGCAGGAGCCUGUCUCGGAAGUACCAGCAUUUUCUGAAUUGCAAAACCCCAUCUCAUGUCGUUCAUCUCGCUGGAACAGUUAUCUGGACGACUUGCUGUUUUAAGCGUGCGGCUGGGCGUCCUGUCUAGCCGGGGCUGGUCCUCACCAGCGACCUCCGUCUCCCAUCAGCAGUGGUAACAGCAGCACAGACCCGCCACGGGUGAGCCGAAGUCCUCCUGCUUCCCUCCCAAGGUGGCAGGAGUGGCUCUGAUCUCUGCGCAUCGCUCCUUCACCCCUGGUUGUUCUUUGUCUCUCCGGCAUACAGCAAAGCCGCGGGUCGCAGCUGGCCACGCAGCCAUCUUCCCAAGAGGUUCUUCCCAACAGAUGUGCUUCUCCAGAUGUGCUCUGCUCUUCCCUUGCAGAGGUGUCCAGGCACCAUUUCACUGUCGGGGCUGAUGUGACCGGACAGGAUUGCAGGGCUUAUGGAAACCAGCACAUUUCUCAAUGCAGUUGUUCUGUUUUCUGCAAUUUGACGUCUUCAGUUUUCCACCGUUUGAUUCACUGAGCUGUGACAUUGCCUUGUUCUUUGGAAGAAGUCUGUCUUUCAAUGCUAGAUCAAAGGAACUGGUUAGGGUGAAACGUUCAUUCUGCCUGCUCUGGGCCUGUACAUGCUGCAUCAAUUUUUCAGUUUCUUUAAGUUUUUGUUUUUUUCCUCGGCUGUUUCAAAAGAAAGAUUUUGAAGGGAAGAAGAAACUCUUGAGAGAGUCAAGGUGUGCGUUUAGACAUCAUCAACUGCAUCUUUUUUGAGGGAUAUUUAUGCAUUACUCUACAGUUGCUCAGCAUUGGUAGAAAAGUAACCUUGGGUCUUGAAGGAUCUAAAGAAACAGGUUUUCCAGCCCUGAAGAUCAACCAUUGAGGUGACUGCAAAUUGCUUUUAUCCUAAUACUGGUUUUAACAGUCAGUGCUUCCUUUUUACGUUAGAAGAUGAUGGUGCUGUUAUUUCUCAUGUGGUCCAGUCACUUGUUUCCUAUCAACUUCAGGCUUGUUGGAUCAUGUCCACGUGCACGCCAAUGCUCGGUCAUGGCCAAAUACUAGCCAAAUACCAGCCGGUAGAUGUAAUACCACAGAGACCGAGGGCAGCAAGAGGAGGAGAACAAGGCAAGCAGAGCCGGCGGGCUGAGCAAGGGCUUUACUUCACCUGAUGCUGCGACUGCUUCCACAGGGGUGUGCAGGCUGUUGGAAACUGCUCUUGUGGUGUUUGCUCGUGUCUGUUGUUUGAAAAUCAAAUGACAGUAAAUUCCACUUACUGUGGGCAUCACUCUCUGGCUUCCCUUUUCCCUCUGUGAUGCUCAGGAUAACAGGAGCACAAGCAGGUGUUAACGCCCUCAGCCUUUCCCUUCCUUUUUCUGGGAGCUGAACUUUCUUCUGAAAUUACCCAAACAGGAGCCUAAUGUUUCUGGAGUGACAGACACAGAAAAUGAGAACUAACUCCUCUUGGGUGAUGAAGGGAUUGAGAGCAGCCCUGUGCAGAAGGUCUUGGGGAUACUGGCAGACAAAAAAUUGGACGUGAGCCGCGCUCGCAGCCCAGAAAGCCAACUGCAUCCUGGGUUGCAUCAAAGCAGUGUGGCCAGCAGGUUGAGGGAGAUGAUUCUGCCCCUCUACUGUGCUCUGGUGAGACCCCACCUGGAGUGCUGCGUCCAGCUCUGGAGCCCCCAACAUAAGAAGGACAUGGACCUGUUGGAGCGAGUCUAGAGGACAGCCACAAAAAUGAUCAGAGGGCUGGAGCACCUCUCCUGUGAGGACAGGCUGAGAGAGCUGGGGUUAUUCAGCCUAGAGAGGAGAAGGCUCCAGCCUUCCAGUACCUAAAGGGCGUUUAUAAGGACAGAGACAAGAGGGUGGCGUAGCAGGGCUCGGGAUGCCACCGUGCUCAGUGGGGACCUGCACGCUGUGCUGACUCCCCUCGCCGCAGAGGACACCCCGGGGGACGCCGGGGGUUGGGCGCUCCCCAUCCUGGCUCUGGAUGUGCACCGCAUCGCUUUGGGAGGGGCGAAGGCACCGCUGGAUGACGGCUGAGGAUGUGCUAUGGAGCCGGGAUUCAACUGCUCUGAGCUCUGUGAUGGCAGCUCCAGUUUUGGCAGCCAGGAGCAGCAUCGGCGGGCGCUGCAGGAGCUCUGCACUGUCUCGGUGACAUCUUCUGACCGCAGUGGGAAGAGCUCCCCGUCCUUCUCUGCUGCUCUCCUGGGAGUUGUGUGGUCAUUCCUGACUGGAGGAGUCCUGCUAGCGCUCUUCUUUCUUGUCUUCACAAUUCGCUUCAGGAAAAACAGGAUCGUGAAGAUGUCCAGCCCCAAUCUGAACAUUGUGACCCUGCUGGGCAGUGGCUUGACUUACACUAGUGCUUACCUCUUUGGGAUUCAGGAGCAGAGCCUGCCGUCCGGAGACUCAGUAGAAAAACUUAUUCAGGUACGGCUCUGCCUGCUGUGCGUGGGGACCUCCCUGGUCUUCGGUCCCGUCCUGGGGAAAAGCUGGCGGCUCUACAAGGUGUUCACCCAGCGGGUGCCGGACAAGCGAGUGAUUAUCAAAGACCUCCAGUUGCUGGCGAUGGUGGCAGCGCUGGUGCUGGCGGACGCUGUGUUGCUCUUGACGUGGGUAUUCUCUGAUCCAGUCCAGUGUUUCCGAAGCCUCAGCAUCUCACUGCGGGCGACGGAGAAAGGCAUGACCUGCUCGGUGAGCCGGGUGCAGUCCUGCGCAUCUCUUUAUUCUGAGCUUUGGCUCGUGCUCAUUUUAGGGUUUAAGAGUAUCCUCCUGCUGUAUGGGACCUACUUGGCCGGUCUGACCGACAACGUCAGCUCCCCGCCAGUCAACCAGUCCUUGACGCUCAUCGUGGGGGUCAACCUUGUUUUCCUGGCUGCUGGCACUGUCUGCUUAGUUCACCGUUUCUUCCGCACUUGGCACAACUUGCUGUUUGGUUUUACCUCUGGAGGCAUCUUCGUGUGUACAACCACGAUCAACUGCUUCAUAUUUGUCCCACAGCUCAGGCAGUGGAAAGCCUUUGAAGAAGAAAGCCAAACCGUGAGCCACAUGGCAAAAUAUUUCACCAGCCCGAGCCGGAGCUGCCGCUCGGUGUACAGCGAGGAGCAGCUCUACCAGCUCAUAGGGGAGAAAAACUCCAUGAAGCGGCUGCUCACCGAGAAAAAUGCCGUGAUCGCAAGCCUGCAGGAGCAAGUGAGCAGCGCCAAGGAGAAGCUGAUGAGGCUGAUGUCUGCAGAGGGCGGCUGUGACCCCCAGGCGCCGGCGGCUGCUCCCUGCACCCGGCGCACGGGGCGGCACGGGGAUGUGCCGGGGGACUGCUGCCCCCCGGAUCCGGAGCAGGAUGGGUGGCAGACUCCCCGCUUGCCGGGUACAUCCCCUCUUUGCGGUGAUGCUCAGGAACUCUGGAAACAUGAGACCCCGGAGCACAUGCGGCCAGGAAAGCCUGUUUGCUCUCAGAACCUGCUUUUUGACAUGGGGGACAGCCUGGAAUGUGGCACAAAAGAUACCCAGGAGCAUGGGAUGCCGUCGGGGCAAGGCCAGCCUCCGGAGCUGCUGCCGGACAAUGACAUCUCAGCUGGCCUGGCCUGGGAGUCGUCCCCCAAAGUCAGCUACGUGAGCAGCGAGAAGCUGCGGGAAAUCUUGCAAGAGCUGAGCCUGGAUGGCAAAACCUACAGCCCGGCCUUAUCCGGGGGACCCUCACGUGCCAGCCAGGGACCCCACGGUGAGCAGGGAGGAACCUGGGGAGCCCAGGAGGGCUACCCAGGCUUCCACACGCCCCUCAGCCCCUACCUGGCCAGACGGCGGCGGAGGAUCCCUCUGCCUGCCACCUCCACCUGCGUCCCUGGGCAUAUGUCCCCUCAUGCCGGCCGUGGGGUGAAGGAGGCAGGCGCCUGGGGCCAUGGGGAGUUGGCACGUAUCUCCCUGGGGAGGGAAGGGGAGACAGCUGGUGGAGGGCUCCUUCACCCACCAGCACCGUCCCCUCCCGCUGUCCCUGGCGAGGUCUGCCCCCAGCCCGAGGGAUGGCCAGGACGGCCAGAGUCCAAGGGUGCUUCGCCGUGCCUCCCGGGGGAGUACCGGCCACGGGGUGCCCUGAGGGGACCCACUGAGCCCUCCCUGCGCUCGCUGUACUACUACCCGGACUCUGACUCCAGCAGCAGCAGCUCCGAGGAAAUGUUCCACGGCUGCCACCGGCCCUGCUGUGAGGUCUGCUUCCAGAGCCCACAUGGCUCCCUGGGCAGCAGUAGCACAGACACGGACACGGACACGGACACAGAGCCCAGCAGGGGCAUGGGCCACUGGACAGAGCACCACAGCGGGCUCCAACCUGUGGUGAACUUCAAAGAAGAUCUGAAGCCCACCUUUGUGUGACUGCAAGCACCCCUGCCCCAAAGGCCUGUGCCCCCCGUCCUCAAAAUGCCACGCGUCCCUUCGAGGGAUGUGUCUUGUUCUGGCAGCUCGGGGCUGGGAAUAAACCUUGCCCCGCUGUGGGUCGCAGUGUCAGCCCCAGCCUGGUCAGUGGUGACUGCACACUGUGUUCGGCUGAGAGGGGGUUGGCAGCACUCGGGGAGGUGGCGGUGGUUUUGUCCCGGCUACUCUGGGCAGCUGCCUGCACCCCCACAGACACCCAGCAUGUCUGUCUGUCCCGGUGCUGGCAGCUGGAAGACUGGGGCUGGGUGGCCUGCGAGAGCCCAACCUUCAUCAUCUCAGAGGGCUUUCUCUGUGAGAGCUGGGUGAUUGGCACCGGUGGGGAGCAGCACCAUGUCUCAGAAACACGCGUGGCUUCUUGCACGCAGCGGACAGACAGACAGACAGACAGAGGACUCCUCCCCCUGGGGCUGCCGAUGCUGAGCCUCCCACCAGCAUCACACCCAGCUGGAGAUGGGAGGCAGACAGAUGCCAGAAGAAGUUGCAGGCUGCCCCACGCCUGGGGUGCUGCAUGCGGGGGAGACUUUCCGGGAUUUGGGUUUUUUUGGUAGCAUCUGAGUGAGAAAAUGGGAGUCCAAAGGUGACGUCCCUGGAGAUGUCUUGUCUUCGUGUUUCGUGUAGUUCAGUUGCACGGUUGUAGGUGAGACUCAGGUCAGAGCUGAAGGGAAAGACACGCUAGCAAUCGGAGGAUCUGAAAAGGUUUUUCUUUUCCUUUUUUGCCUUGUUGUUUUUUUCUGGGGCUUGUGCCCUUAUGUAUGUCUUUGUAUGGAUGAUGUAGUCUGGAAUGAGGCUUGUUUAAAUUAAUACGGUCUGUUUAAUUUUUAUCUUAGAAAUAUCAAGAACCGUAAAUCCA
This is a messenger RNA of Chroicocephalus ridibundus (black-headed gull), 5512 nucleotides long. RefSeq names its product G protein-coupled receptor 156 (gene GPR156). Gene Ontology annotation, molecular function: G protein-coupled GABA receptor activity. The record is from RefSeq and is a predicted model, not a curated record. The transcript has 12 exons. NCBI's taxonomy places the organism in Eukaryota, Metazoa, Chordata, Aves, Charadriiformes, Laridae. Gene Ontology annotation, biological process: gamma-aminobutyric acid signaling pathway; G protein-coupled receptor signaling pathway. Bases 2287 to 4602 code for a protein of 771 amino acids. Gene Ontology annotation, cellular component: G protein-coupled receptor heterodimeric complex; membrane.